CUCAGUUCUGCAGUAUACACAAUUGCAGCUAAACCAGAGGAGAGAGAGAGAGGAGGUGGGAACUGGGAAGAAAAAAAUGGCGGCUUUGCUCCGCCACGCCGCGGCGGCGGCGGCGGCCGUGGUCCUCCUCAUCGCGGCGGCCGCCUCCACCGACGGCGCCACCAGCUUCUACGCCUCGGACCCAAACCUCGGAUCCGCCCGCGUCGUCUUCCAGACAACUCAUGGUGACAUUGAGUUUGGCUUCUUUCCUCAUGUUGCUCCUAAGACAGUUGAACACAUUUACAAACUUGUGAGGCUUGGGUGCUACAACACAAAUCACUUUUUCCGGGUUGACAAGGGUUUUGUUGCACAAGUUGCUUCUGUUGUGGGUGGUAGAACUGCCCCCAUGAAUGAUGAGCAGCAAGAGGAAGCAGAGAAAUCGGUUGUUGGUGAAUUUAGUACUGUCAAGCAUGUCAGGGGGAUUCUGUCCAUGGGAAGGCACUCUGAUCCAAACAGUGGUGGUUCUUCCUUUUCCAUCCUUCUUGGAGAUGCACCACACCUUGAUGGACAGUAUGCUGUAUUUGGAAGGCUCACAAAAGGUGAUGAUACAUUAAGAAAACUUGAGCAACUUCCAACUCGUAGAGAAGGCAUAUUUGUAAUGCCUAUUGAGCGUAUCAGCAUUCUGUCAACAUACUAUUAUGAUGUUGAUUUAGAGAGCUGUGAAGCAGAAAAGUCCAUUCUUAGGAGGAGACUUUCUGAAUCAGCAUCAGAAGUUGAGAGAUGGAGAAGAAAGUGCUUUGCAUGAUGCUGGAGUUAUGUUAGCAGAACAGGUUCAAGCUUCUCCCUGACUUGAUUGCUGAGGCCUGAAUAUUGAAAGCAUGGCGAGGGAACCCCUGGAAUGGAAUUUGUAUGUUGUGUGCAUUUAUCCUAGCAAAAUGCUGUAACAGUUCAAUAGAAGUGUGGAUAAUUCUCUCUUCUUUUUUUCUGUUAAUCUUUCCAGCACACUUGGAUCUGUACACAACUACACAUCAUACUGAAUUUGUCAUUGCUUUUACAAAAAAUACAUUGUACUAGUAUCUUAUUUUACGAAAAUAUUGUAUAUUACCAUCUCCAUUUCUGCA
Molecule: messenger RNA, 1100 nt
Organism: Oryza sativa Japonica Group (Japanese rice)
Lineage: Eukaryota; Viridiplantae; Streptophyta; Magnoliopsida; Poales; Poaceae
Product: peptidyl-prolyl cis-trans isomerase CYP23
Biological process (GO): protein peptidyl-prolyl isomerization
Molecular function (GO): peptidyl-prolyl cis-trans isomerase activity
Source: RefSeq, a predicted model, not a curated record